Molecule: messenger RNA, 7183 nt
Organism: Anolis carolinensis (green anole)
Lineage: Eukaryota; Metazoa; Chordata; Lepidosauria; Squamata; Anolidae
Gene: ccdc148
Product: coiled-coil domain containing 148
Exons: 15
Coding region: 79-1878 (599 amino acids)
Source: RefSeq, a predicted model, not a curated record
CCAGGGUUACCGAUGCUGUGAAGAGGCCGGCGGGCGAACAGUCGAGGAGGAGGGAGCUGCACUUCCUUCAGGUGAAAGAUGAGUGGAAGAGAACUUCCAGGAUUUAUUACCUCAAGUAAGAGUAGUGAUAUAGAUAGCCUGGUUGUUCGUGUGAAAAAUGGUCUGAAGAGUCCAAAAUAUAAACCUGUUGAUUAUGCAAAACUACUUGCAAUUACUGAAGCCAAGAAGUUGGAAUCUGCAAAAAUCCUACUAAAGGUUAAAAAGACGGAACAUGCUUCAAAAAUUAACAAAGAACAAAUGCUGCUGAAACAACACAAUCAAAUUUGGUGGAAAGAGCACAAAAGACUGCAUGAAAGCAGGCAAAAAUUAGAAUCAGAUAUACAAGCCUUCUUUGAUGAAGGAAACGAAUGCUUUCUGGACUUGUGGGAUUUGCGAUAUAAAUUAUCAAAGGAAUUGGAUACAUUUCAAGCAAAUACAGUGCAGCCUGUAUGGCAGUUGAGAGAAGAUUUACGAUACAGACUGUUGGAAAUGCAGGCCAACCGAGAGUGUCAGGAAUAUGACCUUAAUCCAGAUGGAGUAUUAGAAGAGGUAGAGUUUGUGAAGAAGCAACAGCAAUUGAUCUUGAAAAAGCUUCAUUGUGAGAGAGAGCCUUUGGAACAGGAGCUUGAAGAAUUUGUAGAUGAAGCACUGGCUUAUUCUUUAGAAGACAAAAUUGCUCUCAUCCAUGAGCUACCACCACAGUUAUUGGCCUUGGAGUGUCCGUAUCCUGAUUUGAAAGCUUCAGUGUUUACAGAAUUUGAUAAACUAGCAAAUGAAUAUUGGCUAAAGCUCCAGGAGGUUGAUCAAGAGUUAAAAGUCAUAUCAAGCAAUUUCGAAUGGAGUAAAGAAGAUCUUUGGGUUUAUCAGGUUGUCAUUAAUCAGUACCCAAAAGCUAUUCGGGGUAGAAGAACUCUGUACUUGGAUAUGCUGCAGAAACUUCUGCCUCACAAGUCUAGGCAAAAUCUCGUUGCUCAUGAACGGGCUUGGGACCACUAUCAUUUUACUAGAAGCCAAUGGAGGGUGUUGAUGUUCAACUGGAUCCAGGCAAAAAAAGCAUUUCUACUGAAGGCGGUCAUGACUUUGGCGGAAGCGUGUGCUGCUCAUGAGACAGAAAUUAUGUUGGCUAAUAAUAGAAAAAAACAACAGGAAAUAUGUGCUGAUAUUAAGGAAAAGGUCUUGCAAUGGCGUCUGCAGCAGGAAGAGGCUGCCCAACUGGAAGCUGCUAUUGCCGCCAGGAGAAAGGAAGAGGAGGAGGAGAAAGAAAAGUUUCAGAGAGAAAAAGAAGCACUUCAGCGAGCAGAAGAUAAAGAAAAAAUGAAAAAGUACUGGGCUGAAAAGCAAAGCAAGUGGCAGGAGAUGGAAGCAAAAGAUCUACUACGUUUGGAAGAAUUUAAGAAAUUAAUGGCUGAACAAGUGAUUAAAGACAGAGAAAGAGUUCAAUUUCGACAAAAGCUGUUGGAAAAGCGCUUGAUGGAGAAAAAAGAGGCAAUUCUCAAAGAGGCUCAUGAGGAAGAAGAAAGGAAGAGACGUCUUGAUGCUCUUAGGCAACAGGUUGCUAUUGUUGCAGAGUUUGAUCCUGCUCGGAUGAUGGCUGACACAGUGGCAUCUAAAGCUCGGAUGGGCAUUGGAGUAGAAGAAGAUUUUUUCCUACAGAAGCCUCUCUUUGAGCUGCAUACAUUCAGUGCUGAGCAGAUUAUUUCUGAUCCCCGCAUCCGGGUGGAAAUUGCUCUGCGAGAAGCUGGACUUCAUAGGACACUUUAUGCUCAAGAGCUUUUACCUAAAAUCCAUCCACCCAGACUUCCAAGAAGAGAUAUGGCUUCCACGGUCUUUAAACUGUAGAGCUGCAAAUUAAACAUAUGAGUUAAAAUGAGAUAGUUUCUUUACCAAGCCUUAAAUAAACCAUUUAAGUCAGGAAAUAAGUUGAAUACUGAGUUAUGGAGGGUUUUAAAAAACAACAACUAAAAUUGCAUCAGAAAAAAGUAUCAGCUGGGAAAGCUCAGUCGACCAUUUAUUUGACACUCCCACACAAUCUUCAGCAUUGCCUUGUUAUUGCAUAUUCUUGGUAAAAUGGUCUGCUGGAGCUGCAGUCUAAUUAUCUGAGGUGAAAUCAUCCUUUUAGAUGAAAAUCUGCACAAAAAAAGAAGGAAGGAAGGAUGGAGAGAGGAAAGAAAAGAGUGAAAUGGAGAAACUGAAACUGCUGGAUGCAGUCAUCCACUUGGGGAAUGCACCUAAUUAUUUCCAUUAAGGUUAGAGAGCCAGAGUAGUGUACUGAAUGGAAUGCCAGAUUUGAACUGGAAAAGCCUGGUUCAAUUCCGCAGUCACGCACAAAGCUCACCAGCUAACCUUGAACCAGUUUCUCAAGCUCAGAGAGGAGGAACGGAAAUAUCACUGGUUCUGAUUUAUAUAUAUGUACCUUUGUAUGCAACCUUUUGACAUCUUUCCCCUCUUUUUCCUCCAUUGCUUAGGCAUCUUUCCUCUUGCCUGCCUGUCCUUCGCAUUUGUACGUAAAGGUAAAGGUUUUCCCCUGACAUUAAGUCUAGUCAUGUCUGACUCUGGGGGAUGGUGCCCAUCUCCAUUUCUAAGCCAAAGAGCUGGUGUUGUCCGUAGAUGCCUUCAAGGUCAUGUGGCUGGCAUAACUGCGUGACUACUGAUCUACUCACAUUUGCAUGUUUUUGAACUGCUAGGUUAGCAGAAGCUGGGACUAAUAGCAGAAGCUCACCCUGCUCCCCAGAUUUGAACUGCCAAUCUUUCAGUCAGCAAGUUCAGGUUUAACCCGCUUCACCACCCGGGGUUCCUAGCAUCUGUAGACAUUCAAAUAGAAAUUCUCUUUAUUUUCUAGGUGGAGGCAAGAGACAAUUAGAUCUUUAGUAGAUCAUAUCUCUUACAGAUAGACUGUGCGUAUAAUAUAAUUCUUGCCAAUCAAAAAUAUUUCUAAAAUGGCUUGUAGGACCUGCUUGGUUGAAUCCCAUGUUCUUUUCGUUGCAAGUUCUUUUGCUUGAUUUUUUAAAAAAAAAACCAAGCCAGCCUUAUUAAUAUGAGCUACUAUUGCUUGAUUAUUAUUAUAAAUGGAAAUAGAAGCUUUCUCUACUUGUAAAAGCCAAUUUGAUUCAUCAUGUUUACUGCAAACCAAUCACCCAAACAAUUCCAUUUUGCAAAUUAGCCCUUGAGAAUAAAUUGCAAAAUUAGAAAGAGCAUUUCAGCUAUGGCGGUCUUUAUUAUGGAGCAGCCAAAACCAAAAAAACAAAAACAAAAACCCCACCUCACAACAAAACCCACCAUCCUGUUUGUUCUGCUAGAUUAAAGUGAACUUGAUAAGUCUUUCAUUUUAUAACACGGGUAGCAUUCCUAGACUGUAUGCAGCAUGCAUAUGAAAUAUAUGUAAACAAGAUACAUCAGAUCUGUCCCUUGCCAAUUAGCCACAGUUCAAACAAUUUAUCUCUGGAAUUGAGAACUGGGUGGAGGUUCCAGCUUAGCAGCCAUGCACGCAAAAGGAAGAAAUCAGAGAUAUAUGUUAGAAUGGGACUCUAUGUGACAGCUUUCUUUUUGAUGCAGCGUUUCUAAAUUUUGCAGUCUCAUAAAGGGAUCGAAAAAGAAAGAAAGAGGGAAGGAGGAAUAAAUUGUAGACUGCAACACUGGCACAUUUCAAAUGUCAGUCCCAGCCCUACCAUUUUCUCCGAGGAUUCAAUUGUAGCUGAGAGGCACAACCCUGCAGGUCUCAGCAGGGUUUAAUCAUAGUUAAACAGAUGUGAUGACUGAACAUGAUUUGUCCUGGUUUGUGCUGACAGCCAAGUCCUGGUCAAUAGCGUGUCAUUUAACUCAGUCGUUCAUAGUCAUUCUCUGACUUGCGCGUUCCCCACAAUAUAUGAAAACUCUGCGGGAAAUUUUGGGAUAGAAAUGUGUUCUGACAAGAAAGUUCCUCUCUUACAGCUUGCAAAACUAGAGGGAAAAAUACCCUUCUUAAGAAACACAAGCUAUGUCCCAGACAUAAUUUCAGGUUUCAGAAGUAAUUGCUCAAGCCUCUUUGGUGCUUUGUUUAUUUUGCACUCAUGUAAAGUGGCAGUAUACAUGGAAUAUAAAGAACUGGGGGAAAGAAGGCUUCAAGAUAGGGAACACUGUGAAUCGUGCAACAAUAGACAAAUACCAAAAUGCCUGUGUUCUCUCUUUCUCAGUACAUAUUUAUUGAAGUACGUGUGAAAUGAACUCUGAUGAAAUAAACAGCCUUGUACCCGUUUGGGUGCCCCAAAUAUAUGACCUAUCCCCUAUUAUUCUAGUUAAUCCUAGCUGCGGUGGCAUGUGGAUGUUAAAGCAACUGCUGAGUUAGGUUAGGCUUGGGCAGGAUCGUGUGACUCAUACCAAUGAUAAUGCCCAGAAGCAGUGAAUAAACACAGACAGAAUGUUUCCAGUCAGUCGCCAUCAUUCAGGAAUCUGUCGCUAUAAUUUUGACAGAAGAAUAGCCCCUGGAGCUCAGGAGAGGGGGGUUGAAAGAGGUAACUUGCCGAGUCCAAUUAAAAAAGCUUUGUAAGCUUUUUUUCCUUCUGGUUUGUUCUUAUUUUGUUUUAUUUCUUUCCCCCUUUCAGUGUGGCAACCAGUUGGUAGAAUGAGCAGGCAGCCUAUCUUUCCACAGGGAUUUUCUAGGACAGUGGAGGGUAACCACUUUGGAUCUGUCAUGACCCGGAGGAUUGGCGCUCAUUUGCAAAGCUGAGUUGAAUGCAAUUAGCAUGAUUUACAUAUACUUCCCAUGUUGAUGUGAAACUACAGAUGGUGGGUGUUUUGCAGUGGACCAAUUCAGAAGGAGCUGAAUCAGGCUUAGUUGCACUGACUAAGCACUGCUUUUCAUGUGAUAUUUUUAUGCAUCUUUGAAAUGGAAAUCUAUGCAUCAUUCAAGCUAUGCAUACCUAACAGCUGCUGGCUGUAUGUCCCUGAUCUAUGUAACAAAAAGAUAAAGGGUCAAAAUGUUGGUUCAAAAUGCCAUUUUAACAUUAAUAAUAAUAAUAAUAAUAAUAAUAAUAAUAAUAAUAAUAAUAAUAGGAUUGUUGUAUGUUUUCUGGGCUGUAUGGCCAUGUUCCAGAAGUAUUCUCUCCUGACGUUUCGCCCACAUCUAUGGCAGGCAUCCUCAGAGGUUGUGAGGUAAUGAGGUUGCGACAUAUCUCACAACCUCUGUGGAUGCCUGCCAUAAAUGUGGGCGAAACAUCAGGAGAGAAUACUUCUGGAACAUGGCCAUACAGCCCGGAAAACAUAAAACAACCCUGUGAUCCUGGCCAUGAAAGCCUUCAACAACACAAUAAUAAUAAUAGUAUAAAUAGUAGUAAUAAUUUUAUUUCUUCUCUGCCUCUCCCCAGCAGGUUGUCCACAUCAACAGUACUCACCAAUUGAAACUGAUCGAGUGUAAUCCAGUGCAGGCUGAGCAUCCUUUAUCCAAAAUACUUGGGACCAGAAAUGUUGCACACUGUGGAAUUUUGGGAAUUUUGAAAUACAGUGGAGUCUCGCUUAUCCAACAUAAAUGGGCCAGCAGAACAUUGGAUAAGCAAAAAUGUUGGAUAAUAAGAAGGGAUUAAGGAAAAGCCUAUUAAAUGUCAAAUUACGUUAUGAUUUUACAAAUUAAACACCAAAGCAUCACAUUUUACAACAAAUCAAAGAAAAAAGCAGUUCAAUACACAGUAACGUCAUGUGGUAAUUACUGUAUUUACUAAUUUAGCACCAAAAUAUCACAAUGUAUUGAAAAUAUUGUCUUCAAAAACAUUGAUUACUAAAAUUGAAUAAUACCGAAUGUUGGAUAAGUGAAGGUUGGAUAAGCGAGACUCUACUGUACUUGUAUAUACAUAUCUUGGAGAUGGGACCAAAGUCUAAAGAUUAAAUUCAUUUAUGUUUCAUAUACACUUUAAACACAUCAUCUGAAGUUAUUUUUACAUCCAGAGGGAAUAUUUUUAGUUAUUUUGUACAUGAAACAAAGUUUGUGUACAACGAACUACCAAUUAAUAUUUCUGCCACCCAUAUAAACAUUUCUAGAUUUGGGAGGAUUUCUGAAUUCCAGAAAACACAAACUGUAUUUUGUAUCAGCUACAUUCCACUUAAUCACAUUUACUAAAUUUCACUGAGUGCUACACUUAAAAUGUGAGAAGCCGCUGUGCUCAUCACAUUAGUUUGGCUUCAAGUGUAGGUGAGAGCAUUCUUUGUGUAUUUUAUGUGUGGGGUCCAGCAUUCUUUGAAAAUAUUUCAGGAGAUGGUGGGGAACUGGGUUAUUUCAAAUGAUCCAGAUGUUUGGCCAAUUCUGUACUGUGAUGGCAUUCGUUGCUCCCAGGUUUAAAAUGAAACGUUUCUCCAAUUUGUGGGAGGGGAAAUUGUGAGAGGAACCAAAAGUACCCUUGUUAGGGAAAGUUGCUCACUGAGUUUUUACUUUAAAUGCCAGUAUUAAUAUUAUGAUGCCAUGUCUCCAUGCUGUGCAGUCCUGGGUGUCAUAGUUUUCCAAGGUUCAUACGCUUCUCUUCGUGCAUUUACAAUAUGGAAUGAAUGCCCUUGCACCCCACUUUAAAUACCAUAGUUCCAUACUAUGCGGUCCAUAGUUUUCCAAGGUCCAUACCCUUCUCUAGGUGCAUCUACACUGGAAAAUAAAUGCAGUUGGGACCCAUUUUAAAUGCUAUUAUUAUUAUUAUUAUUAUUAUUAUUAUUAUUAUUAUUAUUAUUAUUGCACCUCACUUUAAAUGCCAUGGCUCCUUGGAAUGGAAUCAUCCUGGGAGUUAUAGUUUCCAAAGGUCCAUACUCUUCUCUGGGUGCAUCUACACUGUGGCAUGAAUGCAGUUGGACCUUACUUUAAAUGCCAUGUUUCCAUGACAUAGUCUUGGGAAUUGCAGUUUCCCAAAGUCCAUGAACCUUCUCUGGGUGCAUCUACACUGUGAAAUGAAGGCAGCUGGACCUUACUUUAAAUACCAUAGCUCCAUACUAUGCAGUCCUGGGAGUCAUAGUAAAAUUAAUGCAAUUUCACAGUGCUUUAACUGCCAUUGCUCGAUGUUACGGAAUUAUGAGAACUGUAGUGUUAAAUGGCCUUUACUCUUCUCUGCCAAAUAGUGCUAUCCUUUCACUGUAGAGCUAGUUUGCUCUGUUCCACAAAUUGCUAAAAAUGAAAAUAAAAUAGUACUUCCGCAUAGUA